Molecule: messenger RNA, 1215 nt
Organism: Ceraceosorus bombacis
Lineage: Eukaryota; Fungi; Basidiomycota; Exobasidiomycetes; Ceraceosorales; Ceraceosoraceae
Source: the annotation of a GenBank genome assembly
AUGCUCGCCAUCUCGCUCCAAAGCGUGCUUGCUCUGAUCGCUGCUGCGACCCUUGCAUCAGCUUCGCCUCGCCUCGACCAGCGUUCGCAAGACGCUUCGGCCAAGUCUGGACCGUUGGGUCUCAACAAUGUCAAGUGCAGCGAUGUGACGCUCCGCACUUCCGUCACGACGCAAAACUUUGACUUUGUCAACGUCAUCGACAAUUACGAUUCGUCCGACUACGUCACCUCGACGUUCUUGGCGUUCACGGGCCGCAAAGAGCAAUGGGUUGCCGAGCAUUUCCCCGGCACUCGUAGCCCAGUCAGCAGUACAUUCACACUUCGCGGCAGCUACUGCGAGCCGAUUCGUGGUGCGAAAAAGGGCUCUUCGCUGCUCUUGGCUACGCACGGAAUCGGCUUCAACAGAUCGUACUGGCGCUUUCCUUACAAAGGUCCCGAGUACAGCUUCGUCAACCAUGCUGCGAGCUACGGCUACAGCAGCUUCAUCUACGACCGCAUUGGAACUGGCAAGUCCGACAUUCCCGCCACCGGAGGCUUCUCUCGCAUGCAGUCGCCAACAGAAGUUGGUGUUCUGACCAACAUCCUCGAACAAGCGCGUAACAGCAGUGUCAUUGGUGGCAAGAAGCACGCUCGCAUCGUCGGCAUCGGACACUCCUACGGCUCGGGUCAGACCCUGGCAGUGACGAGCGCACGGCCGGAGCUCUUGGACGGCGUGGCGCUCACUGGUCUGACCCCGGCCACCGAGUACGUUCCCGACACCAUCUACUCCGGUGCAUACACCCCGAUGCGAGAGAUUGCUGGCAUCGAGAAUCGCAACAGACCAAGCAUUUGGAUCGCGACUGGUUCGCGCACUUCGCUGGUUCAAAACUACAUCGACCCUGACAAUGCCGACGCAGAGGCUGUCAACAUUGCCCGCCGAGGCGAAGAGGGCGUGACGCUUGGUAUCUACACGACCCUCGGCAAUAUUGCGAGCCCUGCGCCCGCUUUCAACAAGCCCGUCCUCGUGCUCAAUGGCAAUCACGACUUGCCAUUCUGCGGCUCCAAUUGUGAGCGCACCGUGCCGCCAUUGCCCGAAGGACUUCGUGCCAUCUACCCGGCAGCCAGCAACUUUACCUCUGUCAUCAUCCCCAACACCGGCCACGGCAUUGCGCUUCACCGCAGCGGUCCAGACAGCCACGAAAUCUUGCUCGAUUGGGUGAUCAGCAAUGGCCUCUGA